GUGAGUGAGGGGUCCGAGGUGCCUCCUGCACACCACACACACACACACACACACACACACACACACACACACACACACACACACACCACAGAGAGCGCAUCAUCUAGACGUGACCCUUGCCAGCCAGCUCCCAGGUCCAGAGAGAUUGGGUGCUGCCCACUACAGGAGGCAGUGCCUGGAUCCAGCUGCCAGGGCGAGACGGAGUCCACAGCUGGCGAGGCCGGGCCCUGCCCGAAGGGACACCAGUGUCCUCCACUGGCCCCUGUGUCCCAGAGCCCACAGGACUCUCCCGCUGGCCCCACCAUGACAUCAGAGCCUACAUCACCGCCAGUGGUGCCCCCUCUCCACUCCCCCAAGUCUCCUGUCUGGCCCACCUUCCCUUUCCACAGGGAGGGCAGUAGGAUCUGGGAACGUGGUGGUGGUAUUGCGCCUCGGGACCUGCCCAGCCCUCUGCCCACGAAACGGACCAGGACAUACUCCGCGACAGCUCGAGCCUCGGCUGGCCCCGUGUUCAAGGGUGUCUGUAAGCAGUUCUCACGCUCACAGGGCCACGGCUUCAUCACACCUGAGAAUGGCACCGAGGACAUCUUCGUGCAUGUUUCUGACAUCGAGGGGGAGUAUGUGCCAGUGGAAGGCGAUGAGGUGACCUACAAGAUGUGCCCCAUCCCACCCAAGAACCAGAAGUUUCAGGCUGUGGAGGUGGUGCUCACCCAGCUGGCGCCCCAUAUUCCCCACGAGACAUGGUCUGGCCAGGUUGUAGGGUCCUAGGCAGCCGGGGUGGGGGUACUCCCAGGAGGAGGCAGGCAGCAGCCAGCUCUGUGCUCCCACCGCGCUGCUGACCCAGCUCUUGGGUGUGCUGCCUUGUCUGUCUGUCUGUGCUUGUGGCCGUGAUGUGUGCUUCCACCCGCCUGUGACCCGUGACAUGUGUGAUCCGGCCUAGGGUUGGGAGUACAGCUACCAGUCCUGCCUUGGCCCGUCUCUCCUUCCUCUCAACCCUGCCACGUAAACACAGGACUGUCUCACCCUCUUGCCCGCUGUCUAUAUACCAAGUCUCUGUGGGUGUGUGUCAUGUUCUUGAGAACCCGGGGCGACCCCUCUCCCAUGAGCCUGUUCCUCACCGCUGUCCUCAGAUCUCCUCAGUCCAGUACCCAUCCCUGUGUCUCCUUGUGCUGGACCUGGGUAUCUGCCACGGCCUGGACCUUUCCUCUCAGAAAACCAGGCCUACACACAUCAGGUUUUGUAGGGGCCUCUAACUUUAGGGAGGAAGAGGACAAAACAUGGAACGUAAUGGCCAGCCC
Acomys russatus (golden spiny mouse) is the source of this 1298-nucleotide messenger RNA. It is a transcript of the gene Csdc2, whose product is annotated as cold shock domain containing C2. Gene Ontology annotation, molecular function: mRNA 3'-UTR binding. The record is from RefSeq and is a predicted model, not a curated record. NCBI's taxonomy places the organism in Eukaryota, Metazoa, Chordata, Mammalia, Rodentia, Muridae. The annotation marks the transcript as partial. The transcript is spliced from 4 exons. Gene Ontology annotation, cellular component: cytoplasm. Gene Ontology annotation, biological process: regulation of mRNA stability.